UGCAAGAUAGUAAACAAUAACAAAAUUUACAAGUAACAAAGUAUCAAAGUAGACUCUCUAGAUUCUAGAUCUAAAUCUAGCUGAUGAUCUAGAUAGGCUCAGUAAUCUUGAUUGAAUUUUUCAUGAGAAAUAAAAAUGUUCAGAAGUGCGGGGGUAGCUGAAAUUAUUCGAUCCCAUCAGAAAGAUGACAGUUUUCUUCGCUACUUAAGAUCAUUAUUAGUUGAUAUAUUUCAACGAGUUGCAGGUCCACAACACUGGAUUAGAUGGAGAAAUCAUUUGGAUAUACUUUCUGAUUUGGUUUAUUUUGCUAUUACUACAUUUUCAGAACUUCAAACUGUUGGAGAGGAAUAUGUCAAUAUAAUUCAAACAGAUGUCACAUUAAAAGCUUUACCAUCAAAAUGGAAACGAGUAUUCAUGGUUGUUCUUCAAGUAUGUGCUCCAUAUCUACUCAAGUCUGCGUUAGUGAAGCUUGAACAUUUACUCAAUUCUUCAACGUCUAUAAAUCUCAGACCUCAGACAAGGCAAGCUAUUAUAAACAUUCUUCCACUGGUGGAAAAAACAGCAAAACUUUUACAUCGUAUUCAUUUAGCAUUUUUUUAUAUUAAUGGAGUCUACUACCAUUUGUCAAAAAGGAUAUCAGGAAUUCAUUAUGUCCAGUACAUGCGUAAAGAACCAGGACCAAGUUUAGUCAGGCCUUUCCAGUUUUUAGGCUACUUGUCUAUUAUCCAGCUGAUAUGUUCGCUCAUUGUCCAUUCUGUCUCCCUUUUUGCUGUUUUGAAAGAGCAGAAACAAUCUUCAAGGAAUGACUCAAUAAAGUUAAGGAGGGAAAGUGAUUUUAUCAAUGUCCAUCCAAGAGAAAAAUGUCCACUAUGCUUAAGUCGAAGACAACACCCAACAGUCACACCAUGUGGUCAUUUGUUCUGUUGGUCUUGCAUCCAUGAUUGGUGUGUUACAAAGCAAGAAUGUCCAUUGUGCAGAGAAUCGUUUCCUCCAAAUCGUCUUGUAGCUUUGCAAAACUUUGAUUGAUCUUAAGUUUUCAUUACAAGUUUCCUUUUACCCUCAAACACAAUCUUUCAAUGUCAACAAGAAUUCAUGCAUUUCAUAAUUAGUUAUUUAUUUAUUUAAAUGCAAAAUUGUCAAGUAGCUUUAAUAUUAUUUUGAUAUCAGUAUGCAUAGCAUUGUUGGACUUGUCAAGCUGUUAAUAAAAAGAAUAUCAUUGAACAA
This is a messenger RNA of Biomphalaria glabrata, 1224 nucleotides long. Its product is annotated as peroxisome biogenesis factor 10-like. Gene Ontology annotation, molecular function: zinc ion binding. The transcript is spliced from 7 exons. Bases 136 to 1026 code for a protein of 296 amino acids. Lineage: Eukaryota; Metazoa; Mollusca; Gastropoda; Planorbidae. Gene Ontology annotation, biological process: protein import into peroxisome matrix. The record is from RefSeq and is a predicted model, not a curated record. Gene Ontology annotation, cellular component: peroxisomal membrane.